This is a messenger RNA of Camellia sinensis, 467 nucleotides long. NCBI's taxonomy places the organism in Eukaryota, Viridiplantae, Streptophyta, Magnoliopsida, Ericales, Theaceae. The record is from RefSeq and is a predicted model, not a curated record.
UGUGUCUGAGCUCGAUGCCUGCUCUGAUGCCUGUGCUCGCACUGUCUAUGUCAACCAACAUCAAGUGCCCAAUUGGAAUGACAUCUGUCUUCGGAGAUGUCAGAGCGAAUGCCUUAAACUCUCUGCCUCUUGUGCUUCUUAGUGAGUUUUUUUUUUUGGCCGACUUGAAUUGUUGUUUUUGUGCAACAUGCUGUUAAAAGUAUGGUCUUUAUCCCGUUUUCAAAACCAGACAUGGAUUGUUGUGUUCUUUUGCAUGCUAGCGUUGAGCUACAUAUUAAUUUCAUGAUUCUCGCGACAGAUUGCUUCACUCUGGGACAACUUGUCGUGUUUCUGUUUCUGUAAUCUUGAUUUGUGCUAUUCUCUUUACUGUUUGGCAUGUGCUAAGGGUAUUCCAUGCAUCAAUUUUUUGGUCUUUCACUGCUAUUUAAUUAUUUCAACUUGCAUCAGAGUAUCUGUAUGCUUGAUUC